AUCAGUGGUCUAAUCUACGAGGAGACGCGUGGUGUCCUGAAGAUUUUCCUGGAGAACGUCAUCCGUGAUGCUGUCACCUACACCGAGCAUGCUCGUCGGAAAACUGUCACUGCCAUGGAUGUUGUUUAUGCUCUCAAGAGGCAGGGUCGUACUCUUUACGGUUUCGGUGGUUAAGGUGCUAGGGUUAGGUGUACUUGGUGUAAAUGCUAUGUCGCAAUGGGGUUGUAGA
This is a messenger RNA of Sesamum indicum (sesame), 229 nucleotides long. The record is from RefSeq and is a predicted model, not a curated record. Lineage: Eukaryota; Viridiplantae; Streptophyta; Magnoliopsida; Lamiales; Pedaliaceae.